Molecule: messenger RNA, 1473 nt
Organism: Rotaria socialis
Lineage: Eukaryota; Metazoa; Rotifera; Eurotatoria; Philodinida; Philodinidae
Source: the annotation of a GenBank genome assembly
AUGAUAAUAAGAACAGUAUUAGGCUUAAUUACAAAAUGGUUACUUGUACAGCCAAUUCAUAAUGGACUGAUUGAUAAAUGUAGACGAGAAGAUUUAAUAUUUUACAAAAGAAAUUCAAUAUGUAAUUUACUUGAUUUGCAAGAUUUUAAUAUCUUAAGAUUUUCAGUAGCAUGUUAUUUUUUUUUAUUGAUUUUCAUUAUUUUCUCAAAAAGAACUUCAUCGAUGAAAAAUAAGUUAAAUGGAUAUGUUGCAGCUGUUGUACCAGUGAACAUUUUCAUUCAUGUAAAACGAAAAUUUACUGCUGUUAUAUUUGCAAUCAUUGCUGAUGAACGUUUACGUAUUGUAAAUCAAGUUAUCAAUGAAACUUCAGUAAAAGUAGAUGGAGUCAUUGUGGCUUAUUUAUUACAAACAGUAGAAGUAUUUGUUAUUGGCGUUCGUUUUACAAUAGUUAAUCACAGUUUAUGUCAAAGUGACUUUUAUCCAUCAGAUAAUGAUUUUAAUGCAGCCAAUGGAACAUACAUGAAACGGUUAUUUCAAUAUUAUGUUCAAUCGUGUAUACUUAUAGUGUCACUUCUAGAUGGAUUACAAACUACCCUUCAAGCAUUGAUUGAUGCCGUAUCAUCAGUCGGCCAAGAUGGGUCUAAACAAUCUGAAGUUCUCUUUCCAAAUCUAAUUCGUUCAUUUGUUAUUGCUAUAUUAACAGCAUGUGUCAUAGCAGUGAUUCAAAUACUCGUUUUAUUAGCAAAUAUUUUCCGUAAUUUUCAUUUUGCAGCCUUUUUCAUUGCCUAUCUUAUAUGGGGUUAUGUUUUAAUUGCUCUAUUUACAUGGAUUAUUUAUAUGGCUAUUGAUUCAUCUAUCACGUAUGGUAGUGUAAGACUGAUUGAAAAAGUUCUAAAACUGAUAAUACCAGUAUUAUUAUUAUUAUUAUUAUUAUUAAUAUUUUUUAAACAGUAUAUUGAUAAAAUUUUAGCAAGAUUUGUAUUUUUACAAGAUUAUGAAAAUAUAUUAGCAAUAGAUAAUCGACGAAUAUUAAUGAUAUUUUUAUACUUCAAUUUUUUUCUUGAUGUAUUCCUUGUUCUCAUAUCAUCAAUAGUGAGUAUUAUUAUAAGUAUUAUUGGUGGAAUUUUACAUAUGUCUCGUCUUGAUUAUUCACCUAUGGGUAGAAAAGUUGAAACAUUCGAUGCAGGAUUUCAAGCUUAUUGCGAUUCUAUUCACAUGGAAGCAGCACACCGAAACCCAAUAAUGUUAACGUUUUCAAGUAGUUUAUAUGGGUGUAUCAAAAUUAAACAACAUUCAGUGAAACACAUGAUAAUAUCAACAAGAGCUAAUGAAGAACUAGGCAAAGAUUAUUCAUCGACAGCAAUCAAAAAAUUAUAUUUAAUAUUAAUUUUAUUGCGAAAUCCAUCAUUAGUAGUGUUAAGAACACAUGCAUUUAAUAGACUGAAGGAUAAAAAAAAUCAAAAUUUUAAAUGA